AUGAACACUAGUUUUAUUUCUAAUAAUUCACAAUUUUCUCCAAAGAUAAUACCAUGCAAUAGGACUAUUGAAGAUUCAUUGAAGGAUUUGGAAACUUUUGUUGUAUCUUCAACCACUACAAUCAAUACAGAAAAUCAAACACAUCUUUUAUUAAACAACCAUAACAAUCCUAUCAACGAUUAUAACAACAACACUUUACAUGACAAUUUAAAUAGUAAUAAUACUAUAGAUUGUUCAAAAAAUUAUUAUUUUUAUAAUACUUGCUCAAAUGGUAUUAAGCAACUCCAGGUAAAUUAUAUAAAUGAUAACAGAAACUCUAUUCCACGAACUAUGCCAAAUUUAGACUACAUACUAUCACAACCAACAACUACAACAAAAAAAAAGUUAAAUGAAAAUAAAGAUCCUACCAUUAAUUGUGGUGAUUUACAAAACUCCCUUUCUCUCUCUUCUUCUCAAAGAAUUUAUCCGACAACUUUAAAUCUUAAUAUGACUAAUAACAAUAACCACAAUAACAUGAAAAUCCAUAAUAAUUAUAAAUCCAUAAAAAGUUCAGCUAUAAUUCCUACAUGGAUCAACAUACCCGUAAAUUCUAAAUUUUUUAUUAUUAAAUCAAAUAGUUUGGAACACGUUAAAAAAUCGUUUUACAACAGCAUCUGGUCUUCAACACAUUUCGGUAACAAACGGCUGUCUGAAUCAUUUAAAAACUUAGACACUAAUAAAUACUCUAAAUUAUUUUUAUUCUUUUCUGUUAACGGUUCUGGAAAGUUUUGUGGUGUUGCUGAAAUGAUAUCUGAUUUAAGAGAUGAUCUAGAUACUAGCAUUUGGUCAAAUAACGGGAAAUUUGGUUUAGCAUUUAAAGUACGAUGGGUAAUUGUCAGAGAUAUUCACAAUAAAUAUUUGAAAAGAUUUUUACUACCAAAUAACGAAAUGAAACCUGUGACAAAUUCAAGAGACACACAAGAAAUACCAUAUUUAAUUGGUGCAGGAAUCUUAAAACUAUUUAAAUCACAGAAUCCAGAUAUCGAAGUCACAUCUUUUUUAGACAGUGAUUAUUAG
This is a messenger RNA of Arxiozyma heterogenica, 1056 nucleotides long. It is a transcript of the gene PHO92, whose product is annotated as mRNA-binding phosphate metabolism regulator. Gene Ontology annotation, biological process: mRNA destabilization. The record is from RefSeq and is a predicted model, not a curated record. Gene Ontology annotation, molecular function: mRNA binding; N6-methyladenosine-containing RNA reader activity. The transcript has a single exon. Bases 1 to 1056 code for a protein of 351 amino acids. Gene Ontology annotation, cellular component: cytoplasm. NCBI's taxonomy places the organism in Eukaryota, Fungi, Ascomycota, Saccharomycetes, Saccharomycetales, Saccharomycetaceae.